Molecule: messenger RNA, 2546 nt
Organism: Danaus plexippus (monarch butterfly)
Lineage: Eukaryota; Metazoa; Arthropoda; Insecta; Lepidoptera; Nymphalidae
Product: glucose dehydrogenase [FAD, quinone]-like
Exons: 3
Coding region: 82-1908 (608 amino acids)
Molecular function (GO): ecdysone oxidase activity; flavin adenine dinucleotide binding
Source: RefSeq, a predicted model, not a curated record
CUAAACGAAUCUAUAUUUACCGGUCACUUAUACCAUAUGAGUAAGGUGUAAUAUAUUUUAAUUUUUUGAAACAACAUCAUCAUGGAAUCUCUGGCGGCAAAUAUAACUGCAACAUGCCCGUUAUCGUUUGGUGGCACAGCUGGAGAACUUUUUUUAAAAGCAGUUACAACGGUGAUUACCGCACAUUGUGGAAUCAUGGAUGACUAUAAAUGGCCCCCAGACGAUGCUUAUGAUAUCAUCAAUAAAGGAUCUGGAAUAUCUUUUGAUUUCAUAGUCGUUGGCGCAGGAACUGCUGGAUCUUUAAUUGCCAGCAGACUUUCAAAGCAAUAUCCGUCUUGGAAUAUACUUCUGAUUGAAGCUGGUGAUGAUCCCGGAAUUGAUAGUGAGAUCCCAGCAUUUUUAUUUUUAAAUCAAAACUCAAGCAAUGACUGGUCAUAUACAACAGAGGGACGUGGGGAGAGUUGUUUGGGUUUCAAUAAUGAAAAAUGCAUUUGGAGUAAAGGAAAAGGACUCGGCGGAUCAAGUUCUAUUAAUGCGAUGAUUUAUUUAAGAGGGCACCCUAAAGACUAUAACACAUGGGAAAAGUUAGGCAACCCGGGAUGGGGAUACAAGGAAAUGUCUAAAUAUUUCGAUAAAAUAGAAAAUAUUUUUAAUAUUACUGACCCUCACUUCAGCGGAUACGAAAACCAAUGGUAUAAAAUUUUAGAUAAUGCAUGGAAAGAAUUAUCUUUUGCAAAUUAUAAUUACGAAAAUCAUGAAGCCCUAACCGGGACCAAGAAAACGAGACUGCUAACAAGAAAUGGGAAACGUAUGAACACAGCUAAAGCAUUUUUUAACCAGGCAGGAAAAAUGACUGUAAUGAAAAAUACGCAGGUAGAGAAGGUUAUAAUUAACCCAAAAACUAAACGAGCUACUGGUGUCAAAAUACACCACAAAGAUGGAACCAUCAUGGAAAUUGAUGUUAGCAAAGAGAUAUUAUUGGCAGCUGGUUCGAUUGCAACUCCACAAAUUCUUAUGCUAUCAGGAAUCGGACCUAAAGAUCACCUUAAAGUUAUGGGCAUCGAUAUCAUCUUAAAUUCACCCGUAGGAAAAAACUUACAAGAUCAUAUUAUUCUUCCAUUAUUUCUUAAAACCAAUAUAAAAAUGGAACUGCCUUCUUCUGUUAUUCAAAUGUUUUUGUUACAGUACAUGUUAACGAAAUCGGGACCAAUAUCAAACAUCGGUCUAACAGAUUACAUGGGUUUUAUAAAUACGAAAAACGUAUCAGAUUAUCCAGAUAUACAAUUUCACUACACAUAUUUCACUAAGAACGACAAUUUUGUUUUAAGGCCAUACCUAGAAGGCAUUGGUUAUAAAAGAAAAAUCAUUGAAGCCAUAGAGGCGUUGAACUACAAAAACGAUAUUCUAGGCAUUUAUCCGACAUUAUUGCAUCCUAAGGCUAGGGGUGAUAUAUUUCUUUCAGAACGUGAUUUAUCAAAACCUAUUAUAAAUGCUAAUUAUUUUCAACAUUCUGACGACAUGCUAGCAAUGAUAGAGGCUAUUGAUUUUAUUCACACACUCGAAAAAACCUCCACGUUCGAGAAAUACAAUAUAAAAUUGUUACAUAUUAAUAUUUCUGAAUGCGAUAUAUAUCCAUUUGACACUGAGAAAUAUUGGGAAUGUUAUAUAAAAUAUAUGGCGACGACGAUUUAUCAUCCCGUCGGUACUACCAAGAUGGGACCACCAGAAGAUGCGUCUGCUGUUGUAAAUUCUGAAUUAAUUGUUCAUGGAACACCAAACAUCAGAGUUGUUGACGCUAGCAUAAUGCCUAACAUACCGGGAGGUAACACUAUGGCAGCGACUUUGGCGAUCGCCGAAAAAGCAUUCGACAUUGUCAAAAAGAAAUAUGUCUUAAAAAAUGAAUUGUAAUUAUUAUACAGUUAUAUAAUCAAACACCUAUAAUUUUAUUUUAUUUAGAGAAUAUAUUUCUUGUGUGUAAAUUAAAAGCUUAUCUACAUCUUUCAAACAAAAUUUGUGUAAAUAAAGAUUUUUUAAAGUUUUAUGUAAAUAAAAAAAAGUAAAGGCAAGAGUCUGAUGAAAAUUUAAUAUCUUGAUCAUGAUAAUGAUACGUUUGUUAAGUGCUAUGGCUGUUUUUUUGGUAUUUAAAUCAUAUAAAGCAUAAGCGUUUAGUUCAUCUAAGGUUUACUAUCGAUAUUUGUAAUAUAUGUUAAGGAGAAGAUGUAACUCGUGUCUCAAUAAUUUCCUUUUCCGCAAUCAUUACAUAUUAUUUCGCAAGGAUUGAUCGUAAUAUGUUUUUAUAUAAACUUAUAUAAUUCUACCAUCUCUCGCAUUAUUGUCACUUUUGUAAUGUCAGAAUUUUUUAUUUUGUAUUUAUCCUCGGCUCCUUUAUAGCUAGCUACCUAUAAUUGACCAAAUCAUUGAAAAGUUAAAUUAUAAUUUGUAAAUGCAAUAAAAUGUCGAUACUUUAUUGUGGCCACUUUCGCUAUGAUGUGUGGCCGCAAGUGUGGCCGCAAUAAAGUAUCGUAUAAGUAAGUAAAAAUGGCCCA